Messenger RNA from Phoenix dactylifera (date palm), 1817 nucleotides. The record is from RefSeq and is a predicted model, not a curated record. NCBI's taxonomy places the organism in Eukaryota, Viridiplantae, Streptophyta, Magnoliopsida, Arecales, Arecaceae.
UCAAUCUCAAAAAGGAGCUCUAGAUAGAUUUGUUGUUACAAACAAACAAAACACCACAUCAAAUUCAACUCAGGAAUUAGCAACAGAACAGACAUCCGAAAUGGAGUUAAAAAAUGAGAUUACUAGUGAAACAAUAUCUAAUGAAGAGCACAAUGAAGAAUCAGAUGGAGAUAAGAUAAACAAGGAAAAAGAUUGUGAAACUAGUUCUAUUUCUACAAAUUAUUAUGAUCCUGGUCAAUGGAAAAAUAUUGAUGCAAAAUUUAGAGAUCUAAUGGUGGAAAGAGGUCCAAUUAGAGAUUAUGAUUUUCAUUUUCCUAAGGAUGAAAAUAAUAGACACUUCUCUACGAUAUAUUACAUUCGUAAGUUACCUAAUGGUGAAAAAUAUGAUAGAAGAUGGUUAGUGUAUUCGAAAGAUUUGGAUAGAGUAUAUUAUUUUUGUUGUAAAUUAUUUAAUUCAAAGCCUAGCAUGAGUCAAUUAGUCAAUGAAGGAAGUAGAGAUUGAAAAAAUCUAGGUCUCAAGCUUAAAAGUCAUGAAACAACUAAUGAACAUAUCAUUAGCAUGAAUAGGUGGAUUGAUUUAGAAGUGAGAUUGUUAAAAAAUAAUACAAUUGAUAAAAGUCUUCAAGAACAAAUAAACCAAGAGAAGGAUCAUUGGAAAAAAGUUCUAUUGAGAAUUAUUGCUGUCGUAAAAAAUCUUGCAAAAAAUAAUUUAGCAUUUCGAGGAAAGAAUGAAAAGAUCUAUCAAAGUAAUAACGGAAAUUUUCUAAGUUUUAUUGAAACGAUUGCAGAAUUUGAUCCAGUAAUGCAAGAACAUAUUCGACGCAUUCAACAUGGUGAAAUUCACAAUCAUUAUUUAGGUCAUAAUAUUCAAAAUGAAUUGAUUCAAUUAUUAGCAUCUGAAAUUAAAGCUAUAAUAAUUAAAAAGAUUAAAGAAGCAAAAUACUUUUCUGUAAUACUUGAUUGCACUCCUGAUGCAAGCCAUCAGGAACAAAUGACCCUAGUUUUAAGAUGUACAGAUACUUCAACAAGUCCAGUAAAAGUAGAAGAAUAUUUUUUAGAAUUUUUAGAAGUAGAUGAUACAUCUGGAAAGGGUCUUUUUAAUGAACUUAUAAAUAUAAUAGAAAAACAUAAACUUGAGGUUAAUGAUAUAAGAGGACAAGGGUAUGACAACGGAUCUAAUAUGAAAGAAAAACAUCAAGGUGUACAAAGGAGAUUAUUAGAUAUAAAUCUUAGAGCGUUUUACACACCAUGUGGAUGUCAUAACUUAAAUUUAGUGUUAUGUGAUAUUGCUAACUCAUGUCCUAAGGCUAUAUCUUUUUUUGGAGUGAUACAACGAAUUUAUACCUUAUUUUCUUCUUCUACAAAACGAUGGAAAAUUUUAUAAAAUAAUAUAUCCACAUUAACUCUUAAACCCUUGUCACAAACACGUUGGGAAAGUCGUAUUGAAAGUGUCAAAGCAAUUAAAAACCAAGCUCCUAAAAUAAGAGAUGCCUUAGUUCAAUUAGCGGAAACUAGUAAAGAUCCUAAAACAAAGAGUGAAGCCACAUGUUUAGCUACAUAUGAGAUUGAAAAUUUUGAAUUUUUAUUAGGCAUGAAUAUUUGGUACGAUAUAUUGUUUGCUGUUAACUCAGUUAGUAAGAUUUUACAAUCUGAAGACAUGCAUAUUGAUGUUGCUAUAGAUCAAUUAAAAGGUCUUCUUUCUUAUUUAAAAAGUUAUAGGGGAAAUGGAUUCAUGAAUGCUUUGAAUUCAUCUAAAGAAAUUGCAAAUGAAAUGGAAAUAGAACCUAUAUUUCGUGAAAAACGUGUGAUCCGUAGAA